CUCUUUUGACCUCUGCUUUCCGAGGAAGAAGACACGCCAGUAGAACUCUCCGUUCUAGAAAUACUACCAAAGAUGGCAACAAAGGCCGAGAUCGCCAUUCCGCAGUCCGCAGAAGAUAUCGCCCCCUCCUGGGUGCAGUCGGUACUGCAGAAAGACCUCACAGGCAUCACCAUCACAGACGUCGAUGUCAAAGGUUCCAUCAACCAAGGCGAGGGGUUCAUGAGCGACAUCAUCGCUUUUGAUGCCGUGGGGAUCAGGAACGGUACCAGUCAGCGCUACAGUCUUGUCGCUAAGCUGACAGACUUCAAGCGGCCAUUUACAAUAUUAAAAGAGUGCCCAAAGGACUUUCACAUCAAACUCGAGUUGACAGAAGUCAAGUUUUACUCCGAAGCGGUCCCGGAGCUCCUAUCUGUGGCCAUCCCAGGCACAGAACGCGAAUCUAAGCCAGGGAAGGAAGAUCACCCUCCGACUGAUUCCUUGUUCCUCCCAAAAUGCUACUUCGCCGCCACCGAUCCAAACUCCAUGGUGUCCGUCAGGGUUAUGGAGAACCUGAAAUCUCAGGGCUUCUCCAUCAAACCCAACCGCCAGCCGCUGAGCCGUGCUGAGAUGAUGCUUGUUGCCGGGGCCCUGGCGCAGCUGCACGGCCUGUCACAUCUACUGGAGCUCCGGUCAGGCAAACCCCUUCCCGAGAAGUACGACUGGAUCUUGUCUCGCUCAGAUAUUGAGGGUAUGAGGGGUACGUUAAGCUACCAGUAUCAGACUGCUGUGAAGGAGUUCGCCACAGCUUUUCCAGACCAGGCAGACCUUACAGCUCGUUUGGAGAAGUUAGACCCCUAUCGCGAGAUAUUAAAGUUAGCUGAGGGCCCGAGGCUUAAGGUCAUUUGCCAUGUGGGCAGUUGGGUCAAUAACAUCAUGAUUAAGGUGAGACAUGGCAGGGUUUUUUUUUACUUUCUUGAUAAAAUGUAA
This is a messenger RNA of Branchiostoma floridae (Florida lancelet), 966 nucleotides long. RefSeq lists its product as uncharacterized. Lineage: Eukaryota; Metazoa; Chordata; Leptocardii; Amphioxiformes; Branchiostomatidae. The record is from RefSeq and is a predicted model, not a curated record. Bases 73 to 966 code for a protein of 297 amino acids. The transcript has 2 exons.